Messenger RNA from Gamsiella multidivaricata, 598 nucleotides. RefSeq lists its product as uncharacterized. The coding region runs from base 46 to 591 and encodes 181 amino acids. The record is from RefSeq and is a predicted model, not a curated record. The transcript has a single exon. NCBI's taxonomy places the organism in Eukaryota, Fungi, Mortierellomycota, Mortierellomycetes, Mortierellales, Mortierellaceae.
CAGCAGCAGCAGCAACAACAACAGCUUCAGCAGCAGCAGGCGAUUAUGGCGUAUCUAAAACGGCAGCAGCAGAUCCAGAAUAUGGAUAGCUCUUUGACCCCACAGCAGCAGCAGCAGCAGCUCCAGUUGUUGCAGCAACAGCAGCAGUUCUUGCAGCAGCAGCAGCAGCAACAACAACAACAGCAACAGCCGGCGAUUAUGACGACGACGAAUGGCAAGAUGAUGAAUGCAUCAUCAUUUGGGACAACCUCCGCAGCAGCAGCGGCAGCAGCCGCAAUGGCAGGAUUGGGAGGAGGUGGGCUGACGAGCGGAGCGGGAAUGAUGGGCGGAUUGACAGUAGGAGCCGGGAUAGGAGGAGUCGGGGUACAGAACCCGAUGGCGAUGUUUAACGGAGACUGGUCGAAUCUGGAUCUGAGCUCGGCGGCAGCAGCAGCGGCGGCGGCCGGAGUGACGUCUCCACCGUUGCAGUUGAGUACCGGGGCGCAGCUGGGGAUCUCGACGGGGAUGAUGUCGAUUGAACAACAGCAGCAGGCGCAUGCGAUGCUGGUCGCGCAGUACCGGGCCAAGAUUGCGGGGGGACAGAACCGUUAAAAAAGGG